UCAUUACUACAUACACCGGUCUGUUUGUAACGUGUGAAGCUGUGACUGAUUUUAAUGAACAAAACAAUGCAGUGUCAGAUAUUCUCUGAAGUACAAAAACAGCUUUAACAGUUUGAAUGCACAGAACACGCAGCUUUUUCUUCAUGUGUUUCUAUGUAGAGUGUCGUCUCCUCCCUCAUCUCUUAAACGCAGGAAGUGUCUGAUUUAGCGUUCACUUCACUGUUAAACACUCUAUUAAUGUGUCAGUAUGGGGUCCAGUGCACUGCCUCUCAUACCCUUGCUGAUGUCCUUCAUCCACGCUGGAUUCACUCAAGAUUCACCCAGAUCUUCACUGACUGUGACUCCAGACAGUCCUGUAUUCACUGGAGAGAGAGUCACUCUGAAGUGUGUGAUUGAGUCUAAUCACAGUGACUGGAGAUAUGAGUUUUAUAAAGACAGAGUAAAGUUACAGAAGUCUGAUAGUUCCAGUGUAACUGAUGAUACUCUUAUUAUCAUAAAAGCUACUAAAUCUGAUGUGGGUCAGUACUGGUGUAAAGGACAGAGAGAAGAAAGACCACAAUCAUCUCAAUCAAGCUCAGUUUCUCUCUUUGUUGUCGAUCUGAAGCCAAAGCCUGAACUCACAUCAGAUCCUGAAGGAGCUGCACUGACAGGAAACACAGUGACUUUGACCUGUCUCGUGAAUCUGGGCACUGGAUGGGACUUUUACUGGAACAAACACACACUGACCUCUGAGACAAAGACAGAAACAAACUCCUACAGAGUGAAGAUUGAUUCAGUGUCUGAUGGAGGACAGUACCGGUGUAGAGCUGGAAGAGGAACACCAGUCUACUACACACAAUACAGUGAUGCACUGUGGGUAAAUGUUACAGAGAGCCAAAAAGCUGUGGUGACGGUACGGCCUGAUAAACACGUGUUCAGAGGAGAAACAGUCACUCUCAGAUGUGAUAUAAAGUGGGGAGGAGACACUGAAUGGACGUACAGAUGGGAAAUAGAGGGAACAAACUGGUAUAAAGACUCUGCUGGCCGAUGUACAAAAGAGUGCAGCAGCAGUGAAACAGAUGAUCAGAAACACAGAAAUGCUGUCAGUUGGUGUUCAACACAAGACUUGAUCCUCAGAGUUGAAGACUUUCACAGCGGUAUCUACACCUGCAGAGGACAGAAUAACACUCAAUGCUCUCAGCGCAGUGAUGCUGUGACACUGAAGGUUUCAGCUGAAGCUCAGGCAGCAGUGCGAGUGUCUCCACAGCCGUGGCUGACUGAAGGAGACUCAGUGACUCUGAUCUGUGAGGUUCCAGGCUCCUCUACAGGCUGGACGUUCAGCUGGUUCAGAGAGGAUGAUGAUGAUGAGGAUGAUGGUCUGUCAGACAGCAGCAGAGGAGCUGGAGACUCUUACACUCUCAGUCCUGCUGCUCUACAGCACACAGGAGUUUAUACGUGCAGAGCAGAGAGAGGACGACCGGCCUUUUACACACACAACAGUAGCACACAGCUGCUGUGGAUCACUGGUAAAUGGUCGCGGGUCUCUCUGAAGGUCAGUCCCAGCAGAAGUCAACACUUCUCGUCUCACUCUCUCUCUCUGAGCUGUGAGGAUCAGAGGAGCUCUUCUGGAUGGACAGUGAGAAGAUACACAGACAGAAAAACUGAAGAUUGUUCAAAACAAACAGGAUCUAGAUGUCGAAUCGACUCUCUCAGCACAUCUGACACUGGAGUUUACUGGUGUCAGUCUGAAUCUGGAGAGAAACAUCAUCCUCUCAACAUCACUGUACAUAAUGGUGAAGUGAUUCUGGAGAGUUCUGUUGAUCCUCUGGUUGAGGGAGAUACUCUGACUCUACACUGUUUACAUCGAUCUACAAACUCCUCCAUCCUCGGAGCUGAUUUCUAUAAAGACGGAUCACUUCUCCAGAAUCAGACGACAGGAGAGAUGAACAUCACGACUGUCUCAAAGUCACAUGAGGGUUUCUACUACUGUAAAACACAGAGAGGAGAGUCACCCAAGAGCUGGAUCUCAGUCAGAGUGUCACGUUCAGAUCAGAUUUCUGUCUUCAAAAUCCUAAGUUUUCUUCUGGCAGCUUGUCCGUAUCUGCUGUCGACGGUCGUGCUGCUCUUCAAAUACUUCAGAGAGGGAGUUACUUCAACUAAAGACCACAGCCAGUACGCUGUAACAGAGGAUCAAACUUCAGCCUGAUAUUUCAUUCAUUCUCCAAACCACAUGUACAGAGUCAAAGGAUUAUGAAGUCUGGGAAACGUUGAACAUCACCAAUCUAUCGUCUUACAAUGUACUGGUCAUUUUCAGUGAUUGCCAUAAUUUCCGAAGCAGCUGAACGUUUGUAGAUGAGUAUCCUCACAGAUCAAUGUCUGUAAUUCACCUGUGAGAGAAACCAAGCCAACACACGGAGAACAGGAAACUCCACACAUCAACACCUCCUGCUCAUCAUCUGCUCCAAAUACAGUUUCUUAAUGUCAGUUAAAGUCACUGUAAGAUAAAGAAAGACACUCAGGGAACAAAAUCUGAUAAAUUGUUACAAUUGAUUAAAUAUGAACAUUGAGAUGUUUCUGCUCACAAAUCUGAUCAUUUUGAACCUGAUGGUCAAUAAAAGUUGAGACGGGGCACCACUAAUAAUACCUGAUAACAAAAUUGAAUGUGAUAAAUGGGUUCAUUGUGACAUUUUAACUGAACAGACCUUCACCAAAAAUAUGAAAGAUUUUUAUAUUUAAACGAUUAUAUUUUAAAUAUUGUCUAUAAAUAUUAGCAUCUGCACCAGUUUGUUUAUCGCUUAUCAAAAUAAAUAUUUUCUUGAUUUUUUUCCUCUUUUCAGUAUGAGCUUCUCAUUAUAUCAGCAAUUAAAAAAUUAUUAAAAUUCAGUUUUCGUUGUUUUUGUCAAAAUGUUCAAUAAACUAUCAUAUUUCUAA
Molecule: messenger RNA, 2910 nt
Organism: Puntigrus tetrazona (Sumatra barb)
Lineage: Eukaryota; Metazoa; Chordata; Actinopteri; Cypriniformes; Cyprinidae
Product: Fc receptor-like protein 5
Exons: 10
Coding region: 248-2185 (645 amino acids)
Biological process (GO): cell surface receptor signaling pathway
Molecular function (GO): transmembrane signaling receptor activity
Source: RefSeq, a predicted model, not a curated record